This is a messenger RNA of Entrophospora candida, 138 nucleotides long. The record is from the annotation of a GenBank genome assembly. Lineage: Eukaryota; Fungi; Glomeromycota; Glomeromycetes; Entrophosporales; Entrophosporaceae.
AAAAGAGUUAACCAUGCUAUUGAGAAGUUAAAUGUUCCAUCUACACUGACAAAUCGAUCCUAUCAUAGAUUAUCAAAUUCAUCACCUCAAAAAGUUAUCUCAAUAUUGAAACUCCCACCUCCUGCAGCUUUAAUUUAA